This is a messenger RNA of Dovyalis caffra, 774 nucleotides long. Lineage: Eukaryota; Viridiplantae; Streptophyta; Magnoliopsida; Malpighiales; Salicaceae. The record is from the annotation of a GenBank genome assembly.
AUGGUGAGAAAGAGUAAGGGUCGUCAAAAGCUGCAGAUGGUUAAGAUACCUAGCGAAAGCCAUCUAAUGGUAACCUUCUCAAAACGUAGGUCAGGCAUUUUUAGGAAGGCUUCUGAACUCUCCACUCUUUGUGGUGCUGAAGUUGCCAUCGUAGUGUUCUCUCCUGGCAAAAAGGUCUUCUCUUUUGGCCACCCUUCUGUUGAAAAUGUCACUGAACGUUUCCUCUCUGGGAUCCAUCCCCAAAAUCCAAGCGCAUUUCAACGUAUUGAGGGUCAUCGCAAUGCUAUGGUCUGUCAACUCAACAUGCAGUUAACUCAGGUCCUUGAGCAACUGGAAAUAGAGAAGAAACGAGGCCAAGAGUUGGAUAGGUUGAGGAAAGACAGUCAGAUCCUGAACUGGUGGGAGAAUCCUAUUGGGGAACUUGACAUGGCUCAACUUGAACAAUUGAAGGCAUCUUUAGAGGAACUCAAGCAUGAUGUGGCUAGGCAAGCCGAGCGGAAUCUGAUUCAAAAUUCAAAACCUCCUCAGCCUUUAAUGACACAAAACACCAGUUCUAAUGGGAUUCUUCCUUUCGAUAACUGGAGAUCUGGGUUCAACACAAACAAUAUGGCCAUGGCUCCUCUCAACACAAACACAAACACAAACAUGACCAGUCCUCCCCUUCCUUACAACUCAAACAUGUCUGUGGCUCCUUAUGGCUAUAAUCCUGGAUAUGGAAAUGGGAAUCUUGGAUAUGGAAAUGGUAUUCUUGGAUAUGGAAAUGGGUUCUUCUAG